Molecule: messenger RNA, 1282 nt
Organism: Xenopus laevis (African clawed frog)
Lineage: Eukaryota; Metazoa; Chordata; Amphibia; Anura; Pipidae
Gene: ramp3.L
Product: receptor (G protein-coupled) activity modifying protein 3 L homeolog
Exons: 5
Coding region: 628-1113 (161 amino acids)
Biological process (GO): receptor internalization; regulation of G protein-coupled receptor signaling pathway; G protein-coupled receptor signaling pathway
Cellular component (GO): signaling receptor complex; plasma membrane; cell surface
Molecular function (GO): coreceptor activity
Source: RefSeq, a predicted model, not a curated record
CACAAUGUGACGGGAUCCAGACUUCGGCACCACACUGCAAACUACACACAUUGUCAUCCUCCUGCUUGGCCACUUUCACCUGUCAGGGGACCCACAUCCCAAUAAAGCCAGAGAGGAAAUAUUCACGGCUUUAUUAUUCUCUUUACGCUGCAUGUUUAUAGGGAUUGUCAGUCUCGCUGUCAUUAUGACAAUUCGCUCAGUCUAAGGGAUCUCGUGCUGAGGGGAGUUUGAUUGGAGCUGCUCUCACAACACGACCAUUGCCUCUGGCUGUAUUUGCUCGCCUUGUGAGUGUCACUGCUGCUGCUGCUGUUAUUACGGACAGUGAAGUUUAUGUCACCACUGAUCUCAAUGAAGUCUCCUCUGGUUUUCUGAAACCUCCUCCUUCGAUGCUUUCCUUUACCCGACCAGUGUCUGUUACCUUGGAUCAGGAUGGAUAAACACACCUUGGCUCUGCUGCAACUUUUCCUGUCUCUGGUUUGUGGAUACAGUGUUUUAUACGAGAAUAAUGGAAAUCCUGCUCAUUUCAGAUAAAGGAUCAUUGCACGGCAAGUUUGCAUUUUGCUUGUUUGUUCUUUGGCAAAAAGGAAGCAGUCACGCAACCCGUGCGCUCACUACUGUAAAGUAGCAAUGAAUACAGAGAAACAAGGACAAACAAGAUCUAACACUUUGGGGGCAGUUAUAUCAUAUUUAAGCCCGAUGGGCUGGAGCUAUUUUAUUACAGGUGUGCAACAGCCACAGAGACAAAAGUGCAAUGAAACAGUUAUGUUGCAAAAUUUCCCAGUAUGCCGGAAAGGUUUUGAAGAAAACAUGCAGAAAGUAGAUCCUAACCAGUGGUGUAACCUGACAGAAUUCAUUAUGUAUUAUGAAAGUUUUUCUAAAUGCACUGAAGGGAAAGCUCUAGGUAAUGGUUGCUUUUGGCCCAACAGCUUGGCAGAAGAAUUUAUUACGGGGAUCCACAAACAUUUUUUUUCAAACUGUACUUCAGAUAAAGUGACGUGGGAAGAUCCACCUGACGCAAUACUUACGAGUCUUAUUCUGAUUCCUGUAUGUCUGAUGGCAGCUAUGAUCUUCCUGGUAGUUUGGUUUAGUAAGAGAGGUGAUGUAUUUGGAUAAUCCUGCCUCCUAAACCAUUAAAAAAAAGACAUUGCCUAAAGCCAAAAUAAAAUCCAUCUUAUUACAAGUUUUAUUAUAUUGCUUUGCUAAGGCAAAUUCAAAAUAAGUAUUGUCACAUUAUUGACCAAAUGUAACAAAGGGUUUUAAAUAAAUAACAGUUUUUUAAGAA